UACACAUACACAUAGAACAAAAUAAAGUACAUACUGAUGAUACAGGACAUAUAGAACAAGGUUUUUUGUAUUAUCUGUGGAAGGUUCUUUGAUUUCCUGGAGGUUUCUAUUGUUUCUAGGUUUCUUAUCCUGCUUUGAUGCUUGAUUUCCAGUGAGAUUAAGCUACUUUCUAUUUAAAGCUUGCAUUUAAGUGAUUAUGAAAUUCACAAACACGACAAAUAUCAAAGACUUCAUGAUCAUCGGAUUCCCUGGACUUCCACCUGAGUACAAUGGAGCGGUGUCUGUUCUCCUCCUCCUCAUUUAUCUGGCCAUUGUGGUGGGAAACACUUUCAUUUUAACCGUGAUUCUGUUCGAGCGGACUCUCCGCAAACCGACAUAUUUCAUCUUCUGCCACCUGGCAAUGACAGACAUGACUUUUGGCACCGUGACGCUUCCAAAGAUCAUUGCCAGAUACUGGUGGAAUGACAUGACAACAUCAAUCGGCGCCUGCUUCACACAAAUGUACUUCGUCCACGCUUUGGGAGCAAUCGUUUCGUUAAUUUUGUUGAUCAUGGCCUUGGAUCGUUUUGUUGCCAUAUGGCUUCCUUUCCGAUAUCCUGUUUGGGUCACGAACAAAACCGUUUGCAUUGUUUGUGUCUUCUCCUGCCUUGCAACAUUUAUACGUAUGACAGGGAUCGUGCUCCACGCCUCGUCUUUACCUUACUGUGACCUCAAUGUCAUUAUACAUUGUUACUGUGAUCAUUUAUCGAUAACUCGGCUGGGAUGUGGGGAAAAUGUUAUAUAUGUUAAAACGGUCGCUCUUGCCAAUGCCAUGGUCGUGUUGCUGUUUCCUUUAGCUUUUAUUAUUAUAUCGUACUUUUCUAUUAUCGUAGCUGCUUUGAAAAUGUCUCAAGCUGAGCGGUCGAACAAAGUCCUCUCCACCUGUGCUCCUCAGAUUUUCAUCACCUGCCUUUAUUAUGUGCCCAGGUGUUUUGUUUAUCUCUCCAACCAUUUGGGCUUCAAGUUCAGCACUGAUGCUCGUAUUAUUAUCACGAUGAUGUACAGCCUCAUACCUCCCGUAGUUAAUCCACUCAUCUAUUGUCUCAAGACGAAAGACAUUAAAAAGGUUUUGACAGAGAGAUUCCAAAGAAGAAAAGUGGCAGUUGCACAAAGACAAAGAAACAAUGUAAAAUAACUUGUCAUAAAUGAACAGUGUAUAUUUUUUCCUUUAAUCUCAUCUAUAACUAUCUAGAAAUAUUGUUUGAAUUCACUGAUUCAUUUUACUUCCGAUUCUGUUGUUAUCCUAAAUGUGCAAUGUGUAUAUAUAUAUUUUUUAACUUAAUCUACAACUUGAUAAUCCUGUAAAUAUAGUUUCUUGCAUUUAUUUAUUGUACAGUUCAGAGUAAAACUGAGACAAAUGUCAUUGUGAUAUAUUAUGAUUAUAUAUAUAUUUCCACAUCAAGAUCAAAUGUCCUCUUUUCUUCUCUGAUCAAAUCCACGUUGUAUCUGUUUAGAUGUCUUGUUUUAUUUAAAUUUAAAUUAUUCUUAAGUAAAUAGCCUUUAUAAUCUUUAUAUAUAUAUAUAUAUAUA
Molecule: messenger RNA, 1569 nt
Organism: Solea senegalensis (Senegalese sole)
Lineage: Eukaryota; Metazoa; Chordata; Actinopteri; Pleuronectiformes; Soleidae
Product: olfactory receptor 52Z1-like
Exons: 1
Coding region: 197-1174 (325 amino acids)
Biological process (GO): G protein-coupled receptor signaling pathway
Cellular component (GO): membrane
Molecular function (GO): G protein-coupled receptor activity; olfactory receptor activity
Source: RefSeq, a predicted model, not a curated record